Pseudogymnoascus verrucosus is the source of this 518-nucleotide messenger RNA. RefSeq lists its product as uncharacterized. NCBI's taxonomy places the organism in Eukaryota, Fungi, Ascomycota, Leotiomycetes, Thelebolales, Thelebolaceae. The coding region runs from base 8 to 433 and encodes 141 amino acids. The record is from RefSeq and is a predicted model, not a curated record. The transcript has a single exon.
GCAAGCUAUGCUCCGCGACAAGCGUAUUGUCGGAGGCAUCAAUCUCGACGGCUCCUUCUUUAGCACAGUUAUGAACAAAGGACUCGAUCGCCCGUUCCUCAUUUUCGGGCAUGAGAACAAGACGCAGGCGACUGACGAUAGCUGGGCAGAGACUUGGUCGCAUCUGCGAUCGUGGAAACUCGAGCUGGGCUUGGCUAAGUCGCAGCACUACACCUUCUCCGACUUGCCAGCUUUGUUGAACGUGCUUCAUGCGCCGCAAGAGAUUCUCGACGCAGCUUCGGGGCGGGUCGGGACUUUGGAUGGACUGAGGGCCUUGGAUAUUGUGCAGACUUAUGUGGUCGCCUUCCUUGAUCUCGUCCUUCGCCAUAAAAACCCGAAGAUCCUCCACCAGACAGUGGCCGAGUUUCCCGAGGUAUCAAUUGUUGAUAAAUGAUUAUACUAAGUAUCUAUAUAUUAAAGGGAGGAAUAAAGGCUUUGGAUUGUUACUAGUAGGAUGUAUUAAAAUAUAAAGAACAGCU